Molecule: messenger RNA, 2051 nt
Organism: Sitodiplosis mosellana (orange wheat blossom midge)
Lineage: Eukaryota; Metazoa; Arthropoda; Insecta; Diptera; Cecidomyiidae
Gene: DNApol-epsilon58
Product: DNA polymerase epsilon subunit 2
Exons: 5
Coding region: 258-1817 (519 amino acids)
Biological process (GO): error-prone translesion synthesis; DNA-templated DNA replication
Cellular component (GO): epsilon DNA polymerase complex
Molecular function (GO): DNA binding
Source: RefSeq, a predicted model, not a curated record
GUAGACAUUAUUAAUGAAAUGCUAAAAAUAUAAUUUGAACAAUGCUUUACACUCAUUGGAUAUGCGUGAAUAAUUUAAAGAAAAAUAAUUAUCAAAAUGAUGAAAAAAUUUGUAACUUCGCUUCGAAUCCGCAGCCAACUUCAGACGAUACUCGUUCAAAAAUGUGUAAAUAGAAUACGCGCCAAAACUCAGCUGACUGACAAAUGUGCGGUAACAGCCGGUUGUUUCACAACAAAUGCAUUUAGGAGAAAUAGAAAAUGAAGACGAUACCAGCGCUUAGCAAAGAAAUUGCGGCCAUAUUCAAACUGAAUGGGUUCCUUACGCGGUCUGAAGUGCGAACGUUUUUGGCCGAACAACUGCAACCGUUGGGCAAUGAAGAGCAGAAAGAGUGGCUGAGCAAUAUCACAUCACAUAUUCAGACACAGGGGCUGCCAACACCGAAUGUCGAAAUUCAACACAUUGAAUUAGCCAUUAAGGAAAACUGCAACGCUGGUCUUGAGGAUGGUGAAACCAUUUUCGCCGUCAUAAAUGCGUUUGACAUUCCGAAGUACAAGUAUGACAUUGAGCGAAAAAAGUAUUUCCUUGAAGAUAAACCCCGAAAUCUCUUACCGUCGGCCGGUGCUCGUGCUGAAUUUCUAGUGGAUCGCUAUACAAUGCUUUGGCAGCGAACGUGUCGACACGAACUAUUUGCCGCAUCGAUUCCCGGCAUAACAACCGACGUGAAAAAGUUUCAACUCCGUAAAAUCGAAACUCUGCUCGCCUCAAGCAAUGUCAAAGAGGUCGUAGUGCUUGGAAUACUGGCGCAGCUCAAAGAGAAUAAAUUUCAUAUCGAAGAUCCAACUGGUGCCGUUCCGAUCGACUUGACUGGCGUGCAGUUUCAUAGUGGAUUUUUCUGUGAAGGAUGUUUUGUGUUGAUCGAAGGGAAUUUUGUAGAUGGCAUUUUGAAAGCAUCUGGAAUGGGUUUUCCACCAUUCGAAGAGGCAUCCAGUAGCCGUGCAUAUUUUGGAUCGCUAAACACAUGGGGUGGUCGCUCAAAAGUAUUGCUCAAAAAUUCGACCCGUUUGCUGGAGAUCGAAAAAGCCAACACAGAUGCAACCAUCGUAUUUCUGGCUGACUGUUGGCUGGACGAUCCAACAGUUGUACAAAAGUUACAAACACUUUUGGUGGGCUACAAUGAAAUGCCACCGGUGGCGAUUGUGCUAAUGGGUCCAUUCAUUCGCAACUUGUCCAGCCCGAUGCAACUCAAGGCACGUUUGAAGCUUCUGGGUGAGAUGAUUGCAAAUAAUUGCGCGACACUGACAAAGGAGACCGAUUUGGUAUUGGUCCCAGCACCAGACGAUCCUAUCGCCCCUGUCAUAUUGCCACGAAUCGGUUUACCCGAAAGCUUAUGCGCUGGACUCAAACGAUUAGUACCACGAACAAUACUUGCUACGAAUCCCUGUCGUUUGCAGUAUUGCACACAACAAAUCGUCGUCUGCCGCGCUGAUUUGGUCACGAAACUCUGCCGAAACACAAUCAAUUUCCCAGACACUGGCAAACUGGAAGAUCAUUUUGCCCGUACGUUGAUUUGCCAAGGAACGUUGGCGCCGCUCAGUCAAAACACUAUGCCAAUUUAUUGGAACAUGGAUGCUUCGCUUGCGUUGUACCCAUUGCCUGACUUGGUUGUCGUUGGUGAUCCAAGCAAGCCAUUCGAAAUACAACAUCAUGGUUGCACAGUUGUCAAUACGGGCUCAUUCCCGAAAUCAAAGUUCACCUUCAAAGUGUAUGUCCCGUCGUCAAAAGUUAUUGAAGACUCUCAAAUUCCAGAUGAUGACUAAACACCACCUAGUUUAAGUGACAUAUUAAUAUAAUUGACAUACUGUCUUAUUUUUAAGUUUUUAUAGUUGAAACUAAAUUCAAUCAUUUUUAAUCAUUACAAUGUUUUAUUUCAUUUUUCUUUGUGUUCCGAUACAUUGUUAGUUGCUUUUUUUAGAGAAAAAAUGAGUUGUUACAAAAAUAUUAUUUUUUUUUUUUGAAAUGCGAAAAGAACAAAACUAAAAUUCUUAAUUAAA